CUAUAUCUCGGAAUAUUAUUCAUAGUCCCCUGCAUCUCUGUGUAUAACUGUGUCACUAAGCAAACGCCAUCAUGCGUGCUCUGUCUCUCGCCUUCUACCUCCCUCUAGGGAUUCAACCCAGCAACUGCCAGGCGUGAGCAAUGAAGAAAUGGCGGCUAGUUUGAAACCAGCUUCAAAGCUUCCUUGAGUAAAAUCUCCACAGGGCCUAGAAUGGACAGGGACCAACAUACAGGAGCCAAAGCUUUGUAUAAAGAAAAAGAUGAACUGGAUGUUUUGAGAGUCCAUUAUGGUAGUCAGAGGCAGCAAAGCUUUUCAAGUUCAUCACAUGAGAAAGUAUCUCUUGUCGUGAGAAAUCUUGUCUGGUGAAAGAGAGAUGCAGUCAUUCAAAGAAAUAAACAGAGUUUCUGUGCAAAGGAGAAAGAAAUUGGACUUUUUUCCGUAUGAAAGCUGAUCUGAGUUCAUUUGUUUCUUGUAAAGAAGCUGCAACUGUGGACAAGCAACCAAUGCUUAAAUUAAAAGAAGGGGCCUAGUUGGCGAAAUAAAUUGUGUUGAACUGGCUAACAGAAGUUCUAAACAAGCUCAGUCAACAUUGUCAAAAGAAGCAGAAGUUCACCUUGGAGUGGAUAAUAAGCAAGUAGUUACUAGAACUACAACGCCCUCAGAUAUCAGACUUUGGAGGAAAGUUAUCAUAGCUAGCUGUGAUAUUGUAGAUAAAAGGUGAAAGAAACUUAGAUGACCUACUGAGAAUUUGACUAUGGACAAAGUUAUUGUGCCAGAUAUGAUCAGAAAGUCAAAGCAUGAACCGAAGUUAGAUCACAAAUGGAGUAUCUGCAAAAACACCAUGAAAGUAUGGACUAUGAUAUGUUAUCUAGAGAAUUGUUGGGAAAGUCCUGUGAAAAUGGUUUAGCGCAAAAAGAAUUUCAGCUGAAAGAGGAACAAGGAAGCAAUGGGGUAACCCUUUCCAUUUCCACUUAUCGAUUGGUUGCAUUGGAAUUGGCUGACCUAAAGAGUGCAGAAAUGGAAUCUCCUCAAAUAUUUGAUUCUGUUGGUUCUUGCUUCAAUCCUCUUUUUGGAGUAUCAUUGCAAUUGUGUUGUAGUUGUUCAGCUGUUUCGAUCCUUUAUCAGAAAAUUUUAGUUAUGGCGCCUUUAGAUGAGGUCAACAUUAAACAGCCUGCCUUUGUUGGGCCUGCUAAGAGCCUUUACGUCACACGAGCUCCCUUCCGCUGCAAAACUACCAAAAAGGCACUUUCAGACCUGAUAAUUGUGCAGAGUUUAGACGGGGAAGUUGUAUAUCUGAUGCAGAAAAGAUUUUCUUUAGAGGGACUAAAAAAUCUGAGUGAGCUUAAGUCAUUGUCUGCAGAAAAAGCAAGGUUGGCAAUGCAAAGUUUGAAAUCCCAUGGUUCAGGUGGACAAGGUAUAGAUGUAGGGCUGAGCAUUCGGCUCGAACCGAACCGAAUCAAACUAUCAAAACCAAAUUAAUCAAAUUAUCAUAUUUUAGAAACCGAAUCAAAUCAUAAUGAAUGAAAAAUCGAACCGAACUACUCGAUUUCGGUUCGAACUAA
Messenger RNA from Hevea brasiliensis (rubber tree), 1562 nucleotides. RefSeq lists its product as uncharacterized. The transcript has 2 exons. The record is from RefSeq and is a predicted model, not a curated record. Bases 820 to 1479 code for a protein of 219 amino acids. Lineage: Eukaryota; Viridiplantae; Streptophyta; Magnoliopsida; Malpighiales; Euphorbiaceae.